This is a messenger RNA of Brassica oleracea var. oleracea, 1941 nucleotides long. Its product is annotated as interactor of constitutive active ROPs 3. The record is from RefSeq and is a predicted model, not a curated record. Lineage: Eukaryota; Viridiplantae; Streptophyta; Magnoliopsida; Brassicales; Brassicaceae.
AUGACCUUUAAUGAUCUAAAUGGAUCUCCAGAUGUUCCCAAGAAGCUGUCUCCUCGUGCUGCUCGGCCACUAAAGUUAGCAGCGCUAGAGACAGACUCUUCUUCAUCUGCUAUCUCAGCUAAUAAUAGAAUACCAAAGGACACAAGUCCAAAAGUUUCAGACCGUAAACCUUCACCAAGUCCUUUCUCCGAGAAGAAGAGGCCGAGCAGAAUAACGGAGCUUGAGUCGCUAGUCUCACAGCUUCAAGGGGAGCUGAAGAAGGCGAAACAUCAAGUCAGUGUGUCUGAGACAUCAAAGAAGCAAGCAAAGCAAGAAGCAGAAGAGUCCAAGAAACAGCUACAAGAAGUUUCCUCUAAGCUCCAGGAGACUAAGAAUCAGGUCUUGGAGGAAGAAACAGAUAAAACCGGUGCUUUUAAUCAUCGAAGUGUAUCUCAGGGAUGGGAUUUGGAGUUUGGUGCUACUAGUACUAAUGAAAGGGGACGACUGGCUGUUGUUGUUCAAGAGAUCCGACAACUCAAGCUUCAGAUUGAGAUGGUGGCUUCUUCUGAAGCUGAUCAUGUGAAACAAGCUGAGUUGCGUAACUCUGAGAUUCAGCUUUUGAGAGGAAACUUAAUGGACACGCUUUUCCUCGUCGAGAAUUUUAGUAACCAACUUAAGGACUGUGAGGUAACAGACGCUGAAACGAAGGCUUUAGCCACCGAAACUCUAAGGCAAAUGGAGAAUGCUAAAAAGGCAGUAGAAGAACUGAAGUCAGAUGGCACAAAAGCAGUUGAUAGUUAUAAGAAAAUGGCGGUGGAGCUUGAACAGUCAAAAUCUAGGAUGGUAUGGCUUGGAGGUCUUGUGACCAAACUUCUGGCUAACCCGGGGGUUUUGGAAAACCACGAAACUCUGCUUAAAGAGUAUGCAAGUUUAGAACUUGGGGAAUCAAAUGAGAUGAAGGAUGAAAUAUCUUCCUUGAGAUGUGAGGUAGAGCGACUGAGAGCGGCUCUAGAAGCCUCUGGUAAAAAUGACCAAGAGGGGAAUGUAAAGGCUUCAUCUCGGUUAAGGAUACAAGCUGAACUCCGGUUUGAAUUAAGGACAGCUAAAUCCAAGAUAGACAAGCUAGAGGCGAGGUUGGUGGGUAAGGAAACAGAAUUAAAGUUUAUUUCAGAGGAGAACGAUAACCUAUGCCUAUUACUAAAGAAGAACCAGAAAGAGACAGAUGCUGAAGCUGAGCUGAAACAACAAAGGGAGGUAAUCAAGAAGUUAAAGGCGGAUUUGAUGGAUAAAGAAACACAACUCCAGAUCGUUUCAGAUCAGAACGAGACACUGAAGUCAGAUAUCCACAAGAGGGAGACAGAUAUACAAGACGUGCUCAUGAAGCUAGGGUUUGCAAUGAGAGAGGCUGAGAAGAAUAGCCAGAGAGCGGUUAGAGUCACUGAGCAACUAGAUGCAACUCAAGCGUCAAACUCAGCAAUGGAAACAGAGUUAGACAAGCUAAAGGCGAGGUUGGUGGCUAAGGAAACAGAGUUACAGUUUAUUUCAGAUGAGACCGAUAACGUAUACCUAUUACUGAAGAACCAGAAAGAGACAGAUGCUGAAGCUGAAGCUGAGCUGAAACAACAAAGGGAGGUAAUCGAGAAGUUAAAGGCGGAUUUGAUGGAUAAAGAGACACAACUACAGAUCGUUUCAGACAAGAACGAGACACUGAAGUCAGAAAUGGGAACAGAACUCAGGGAGCUCCAAGUUCAAUCAAACCAAUUGAGAGAAGCUGCGGAAAAGGCUAACGCCAUGCUCUCUGCUGGAAACAACAAUAAUCAAAGAAACCCUUCUUACUCUGAGGAUAUCGAUGAUGGUGCAAAGAAGAAAACAGGGAAUAAGCUUAAGAAGAUUGGUGUUUGGUGGAAGAAGUCGCAGAAAUGGGUGGAGACUAACAGAAUAAUAAUAAUAAGGUACCGUUGA